GUGCCUGGGACCAGGUCUCAUUCUUCCUCUUCAUCAUCAUCACCGUGUACACGAUGCUGCCCGUGCGCAUGUGGGAUGCCGUGGUCGCUGGCCUCAUCUCCUCCCUCUCCCACAUCAUUGUUUUGGGCGUCUACCUGUCAGCUGGGCAGGGGUCCCGGGCUGACCUGGCUAUGCAGCUGCUGGCCAACGCAGUGAUCUUCAUCUGUGGCAACCUGGUGGGAGCCUAUCACAAGCACCUGAUGGAGGUGGCUUUGCAGGAGACCUUCCAGGAGACCUUCAAACUCAUCCAGUCCCGAGUCAAGCUGGAGUCUGAGAAACGGCACCAGGAGCACCUCCUUCUCUCCAUCCUGCCCGCGUACAUCGCCAUGGAGAUGAAGGCCGAGAUCAUCGAGCGGCUGCGGGACGGGGGGCGGCAGGAAAGCGCAAAUAAUUUCCACAACCUCUACGUCAAGCACCACAAGAACGUCAGCAUCUUGUACGCCGACAUCGUGGGGUUCACAAGGCUGGCCAGUGAGUGCUCCCCGAAAGAGCUGGUCCUGAUGCUCAACGAGCUUUUCGGCAAGUUUGACCAGAUUGCCAAGGACAAUGAGUGCAUGCGCAUCAAGAUCUUGGGUGACUGCUACUACUGUGUCUCGGGCCUGCCAGUCUCGCUCCCCAACCACGCACGCAACUGUGUCAAGAUGGGUCUGGACAUGUGCCAUGCUAUCAAGAAGCUACGGGAUGCCACCGGUGUGGACAUCAACAUGCGGGUCGGGGUGCACUCGGGGAAUGUGCUGUGCGGGGUCAUAGGGCUCCAGAAGUGGCAGUACGAUGUCUGGUCCCACGAUGUGACGCUGGCUAACCACAUGGAGGCUGGAGGAGUGCCAGGGAGGGUGCAUAUAACAGAGGCCACCUUGUCUCACCUGGGGGGGGUCUAUGCUGUGGAGGAAACCUGUCGCUGGCAGCGUGACCCCUUCCUGAAGGAGAACAAAGUGAAGACUUUCCUGGUCAUUGACCCCUGGGCGGGAGCGGAAAGCUGCGCCAACGCCCUGUCCCCAGUGCCCGGGGAGGGCCCGAAGAUGAGGGCGUCGGUCCGUAUGACCCGCUACUUGGAGUCCUGGGGGGCCGCCAAGCCCUUUGCCAACCUCAAGCACCUCGACACCAUCCCAGCUGAUCAGCCAGGAUUCACCAGGAACAACCAUUCGGAGAGCUCCCUGGGGUCCCUGAAUCAGUCCAAGACGGUGGAGCGGGGCCAGUGGGGCUCCAGCCAGCUCCCUGGCAGGGUCUGGGAAGGGAGCGCCACCUCCACCCCCGAUCCACCUCUGCAGGCCACCCCGGUGUUUGGGUACUACGUUUACUGUUGCAUCCUGGGACUCCUCUCCUGCUCACUCUUCCUCCACAUGAAUUUUGAACUCAAGCUCCUGAUGCUGACGCUUUGCCUGGUGAUCUACAAUGUCCUCUUCCUCCACAGCCACGCCUGGCUCUCCGACUGCUACGUCGGGCACCUCUACCCCAACCAGACCAUCCUCAGGCCGGGGGUCCUGAAGGAACCCAAGCUGAUGGGAGCCGUUUCCCUCUUUGUCUUCUUCUUCACCCUGCUGGCCCUGGCUAGACAAAAUGAGUAUUAUUGCCGUCUUGACUUCUUGUGGAAGAAGAAGUUCAAGAAGGAGCGUGAGGAGAUCGAGACCAUGGAGAACCUGAACCGUGUCCUGCUGGAGAAUGUGCUCCCGGCCGACGUGGCUCAGCAAUUCAUCGGCCAGAACCGGCGUAAUGAGGACCUUUACCAUCAAUCCUAUGACUGUGUCUGUGUCCUCUUCGCCUCCAUCCCCGACUUCAAGGAGUUCUAUUCCGAGUCCAACGUCAACCAUGAAGGGCUGGAGUGUCUGCGGCUGCUCAAUGAGAUCAUUGCAGAUUUUGAUGAGCUGCUCUCAAAGCCAAAAUUCAGUGGUGUGGAGAAGAUCAAGACCAUUGGCAGCACCUACAUGGCAGCUACAGGAUUAAAUGCCACCUCUGGCCAGGACAACCAGCAGGAUGCCGAGAGGAGCUACACCCACCUGGGCAUCAUGGUGGAGUUCGCGGUGGCCCUGAUAGCCAAGCUGGAUAUCAUCAACAAACACUCCUUCAACACCUUCAAACUCCGUGUGGGUAUAAACCAUGGCCCCGUGGUGGCUGGUGUGAUUGGAGCCCAGAAACCUCAGUAUGACAUUUGGGGAAACACGGUGAAUGUGGCGAGUCGCAUGGAGAGCACCGGGGUGCUGGGGAAGAUCCAGGUCACAGAGGAGACAGCCAGGGCCCUGGAGACCCUGGGUUACACCUGCUACCUCCGCGGGGUUAUCAAGGUCAAGGGCAAAGGCCAGUUACGGACCUACUACGUCUGCACCGACCUGUCCCGCUGUGGCCUGCAGGCCCCCAUGCUCAGCUGAGGGCUCGCCCCACCCUGGACCUGGACCUACAGAGGGCUGGUCUCCCUCCGUCCCGCUGCAGUACCUCCUCUCCACCACUCGGGGAGCUGGCACAGGAGACUGAUGGCUUUGCGUUCAUCCACUCAUGUCAUGACUUGAUGCCUGGACUCAGUCUUUCACGAUGGGACAAGUGAAGGGUGGGGGGCNGGGGCUCAGAGGGCGAUGAACCCCACCUGCAGGAGGCAUGGAAGGGGGCUGGUUUGAGGUGGGUGGGGUUCAGAGGGGAAUGACACCCCGGAAGAGCUGGGUGAGUCAGGAUGGGCAAGACGAUAUGGGGGUACGGGGAGAGCUCGGAAUAACAUGAUCCCCCUCAGUGAGGGGCUGGGGGAGCCAGCUAAGGAUAGUCCCCCCUCUCCCCCUUUAAUCCCUCUUCCUUGAAGGCCGCCCACCCCCCAACCUCCAGGCCCCCACUGUGCUGUGGUCUCAGCUUCGUGUGUGUAUGUACUUCCUGUUACCCAAGAUCAGUGCCAGGAAACCGCAGCUUCCGGAGAGACUAGAACUGGCUUCCCCGGGAAGAUCAUCCUUCCCCAGGGUGUGCCAGAGCCUGGGUGGGGAGAUGCUGAAAGGGGGAUUGUGACUGCAGAGUAGAGAGUGAGGGGUGUGUGUGUGUAGGGGGAAUUCCCUAUAGUUUUAAUAUAGGCAGGGCCAUUAGUCAG
Chelonoidis abingdonii (Abingdon island giant tortoise) is the source of this 3097-nucleotide messenger RNA. It is a transcript of the gene ADCY4, whose product is annotated as adenylate cyclase 4. NCBI's taxonomy places the organism in Eukaryota, Metazoa, Chordata, Testudines, Testudinidae. Gene Ontology annotation, molecular function: adenylate cyclase activity. Gene Ontology annotation, cellular component: plasma membrane. Gene Ontology annotation, biological process: adenylate cyclase-inhibiting G protein-coupled receptor signaling pathway; cAMP biosynthetic process; intracellular signal transduction. The record is from RefSeq and is a predicted model, not a curated record.